CAGUCAUUGUUGGCAGGUUGUGUCAUCUCUGGGCUUGUCCAGAAUGCUAUUAUUACCGCGCUGCAUGCCGACUGCAACUUGUACCCAUUCGGUAACAAUGAUAGUUGGAACUUGGAACGAUUACGAAUACUACUCGUUGAUAAUGACUAUUGUCAAAGGGUGAACAAUGAUGCACAGUCUACUACGAGUCUAUUUCGUAGAAAGUUUUAGCAAGAAAAGAAACAAAGCUGUUUAGUACCUACGUAAAUUAUACAUAUAGUCUCGCCCGGUACCACCUACCACCCGGUGGUCAUGACUUUUUACAUUUACAAUAAUAAUGUACCUACCUACCUACCUAACUAACUAACUAACUAACUAACCAACUACCCAACUACCCAACUACCCAACUACCCAACUACCUAACUACAAUGUGUCAAUACAAUUUCACUUUAUUGUAUACGUUUAGCGAAAGCAUGAUAGGUACAUCUGAGGGAAACAAAUUUUUGGGCGAAAUGUUACGUGCUGCAGCGAGAUUUCGCAUGUCUCGAAGGAUUUGACAGUUGGCGGGCAUCUGGUCUCUCUACUCUCUAGUACCUCUUCAAUGCCAACCACGAUUUACGAUCUACCCACGUAUACCGAGUGUCGCGUGGCGUGGGAGUACUCUCGUGCUGUGAGCGUACAUAUAGUGGGGAUCCUCCGGUACUCUACUGGCUCGCACAGAACGGAAAGGAAAGGAAAGGAAAGGAAAGGAAAGGAAAAGAGUGGUAUACCUACAGCUAGGCUGUAAACGCGAUUAUGUUUCUUUACUGGCAAACCCAUUUAGUGUUCCUUGCAGCACGAAGGAACUUGGUGUCGUUCCAACGGCUUGGCCGAACAAAAAAAGAACAAAGAUGUUUGUUUAAUCAACUCUUGGCACUGGCUAGCUCUUGCUGUAGCUUAUCAUUGACCACGACCACAACCACGUCCAACGACUACGACUGCGAUCGUGUCACUCGAGGUGUUUGUUUUCAAUCGGAAAAAGGGAGGUGCACGUGUGAGGUGUGUUAGUUGUCGCGAUGCAACAGUAGCGCAAAGAAUCUUUUCGAUAAACCCACAAGUUUCAAAUUUACCGCGUGGAAUCUGUCGUCUGGUAUUCGUCAGGGUGGCUUAGGUGGUGUGCGGGUGUCUGUGGGUGUGUGUGUCCAAGCGAGCCAACAAUACAGCUGUCCGUCAUGGGACCAAACCAUUUGGAACCAAUAAGAGAUCAGCCACGACUUUAAAACACUUUUUAUCGUUCGAAUAAAUCCAAGACACAGCAGGACGAAAGAAAAAUUUCCUGCAACGGAUUCGAAAUAUCCAAGUCAGAGCCAAGUCGUAGUCAGACACGUAGUCAGGCACGCAGGCAGGCAGACCUCGCGUCAUAAAACUUGGCUGCCUAUGGCGGAAACGACCUAAGACACGCGCGAACCAAGAUGAGUAUCCGAUGUACGUGAACAGAAGAAGAUAGGAAGGUAGAUGAUAUUAUAGGAUUGGAUCGGAUAGUGAAGUCAGGACGGAGAAGAUGGUGUACAGAGGCAGCUUGCAGACGGAUGAUCCGCGGGACGCGCCCAGGUUGGUCAGAAUAUCGCCGCUCCGAACCAGUAGACCGGGCAAUUCUGUGGCCAAUUCACGGCCGGGUGGCUCUGUUAACAGCCCGGUGUAUCAUGGUCAGUUUGUGCCAGCAAUCGACGUUCAUCGAGCCAAAUUGAUCGAAGAAAGACGCUUGGGUCGUGAAAGAGACAUCGUAUCCGUAGAGAAGGUUAUUAUGAGGACGACUGGCUUGAAGGUCACCGCGCCAAGGUUGCGGAACAUGAAUCAGAUACGAGAUACGGUAUUCGUCGAGCCUACUAUGGAGAUACCGAUAGAGAAGAUCGGCCGGCGAACGGACAGAGAUCGGCCAAGAACCAUAGCAGUCGAUAGUUACAACAGGUCUACGAAGAUGGCAAGUUCCAUGUUGGCCGAUUUGAAGGAUCUAGAAAGACUGAGAAAUAGCCCGGCCGCGCAGAGAUGUUCCAGGACAGGAAAUAGUAGCGAAACGACGAAUAUUCGGUCCGCGGUACCGAAUAAAAAAACCGAACUGUCGAAUUCAGCGAAAAUUCGAUCGGAUAUACGAAAGAUACAGGAAAUGUUUCAAACAGCCGAAACAGCAAAUUCGCCGGCAACGGCAACGUACGCACACGAGAAAAGAUUAGGCAAGAGAAACGAAUUCGUGAAACAGGAGAAGAAACUGGGAACGGAAAUGAACAAAACGAGAUUAUUGGCUCAGAAGCUGUUCGAGGCAUCACGGGGUAACCGAGAGGCACUCAAAGAUCGCUACAGCAACUCGAGGAACGUCUCCUCGAAUAAACAACCGAGCAAACAUAUCAACACCAAAUUGCCGAGUAAAAUAUCGUCGCAAACGAGUAUCGUGGAUGCCGAUCAACCGGGAAUCGAAACAAGUGAAAAGCAACUGGAGGAAGUACAUCCGCGUCCUCCGGAUCGGAAAAGAAAGGAAAAGAAAAAUAUACUCGGUAGCGACGCGAACGAUACAACUGUCACCGAUAAUAUCGCAAAAAAGGAAAAGGCAAAGAUUGUUCGACCUGAUAGCGAAGCCCGAUCUUCAGUAUCGUCAUCCAAUCGGAACGUGUACUUGAAUUUGAAUUCCGAAUGUGUAGGAGACGAUUCGAAAGAGUCGAGAACCAAGGAGCUCGAUAGACCGGAUAUCUUGAACGGAUUAUUAAAGGAGUCUGACAAACAACUGGCAGAUCUGAAAUUCGAUUUCAACCAGAGGGGAAGAUCGAGGAAUCAGUGGAGAGGAUUCGUGCAAUCUAUGAGACUGCACGACGUUGAACUUGAUUCCGAUAGCGAGGAUCAGAAAAAAGACUUGAAUCUAUGGAACAAGAGUAUCAGUCAGCGAUGGAGAAAACUCCGAAGAAGGUGUUCCGUGCAGGAAACUUCGGAGCCUCAAGAGGCUCUUAUACAAGGUGGAACGACUCAGGCUGGUGUAAUUCAACCGGUCAGAUCCAGCCCAGCUAGCAGAGAAUCCUCUCCAGCUACGAAGAGUCUUCACGAUGCCGAUUCACCCAAGAAAUUCUUACAGACUAGCUCUCUAAGACUGCCAGGCACCAACAAGGGUAUCGCCGACAUUCAGCAUGUUUUGCGGAACAAAUUCAGCAAAAUAAACGCCGGUAUCCGAAAACGAAAAGCUCUGAGCGUGGCUGAGGUGUUCUCGCCGAAGGAGACCGUGUCGAAUUUUUACGUGCCGAGUCCGUUGACCUCGUCGUCCAGUCAACACUUGGACGGUGACUGCUACGGGUCCGAAUGCACCGAGCCGACAUCUCUUCCGCCUUAUCCGUUUCACGAGAACCUCGAAACGUUGGAGGAGGGCAGCCUACCAAACACCCCGAACUGCACUAGCCCGUUGGCAAAUACUAACAAAAAGUUGACGUACUCGCGAACCAACAGCGUCUGUGAUUCCCCGAUUCCGAGUCGCGAUCAAACUUGCAAACACGUUUACGAGGACGUGUUGUUCGCUUCCGCCUCUACCUCUGCCUCUGCCUCUGCCUCUGCCUCUGCCUCUGCCUCUGCCUCUGCCUCUGCCUCUGCCUCUGCCUCUGCCUCUAUCUCUGCCUCUAUCUCUGCCUCUGCCUCUGCAUCUGCAUCAUCGGGAUAUUGUCCACGAUCCAGGGCUCUCUUGCAACGUAGCAAUUCUGAGAAUCGCGAUACCGGAAAACACCGUCAUCACCAUCACCAUCAUCAUCACCAUCACCAUCGCCACGAUGGCCAUGACCCCCACGAUCAUUCGUACGAAAACGUGCGUUUUCAACGGGGCUACGGAUCGGAAGUUUCGUCGUUCGUUGUUCCACAUACGGACAGACAUUUGGCGCAAACCAACUCCGAGACUAGAGAUCACCAUUCCUAUGAAAAUGUCCAUUUUCCGAGAAACGACAAGGACGGAGAGUCUUCGUUCGAUGAGAUUCACAUACCGAGGGUGACACCCCGCAAGAGAGUGACCGACUUCAAAGUAGGAGGUCAGGUGAGCAAUUACUCGAAUGGAUCCGAGUUAGGCUGCUCCUCUUGCCUGGCCAGAGAGGACGGGCCUUCCAGUUUGGGAUCCGAGAAAAGUCCUGGCAAGAAGACUACGAGAAGAAUCAACAGCAGAAGCGUCGCCAAUAUUCCUAGUUCUUCCGGGUCCGGUUUGAAGACUUGGCAAGGUAUUCAAGACACGGACGAAGGCUUGAAUACCGACUCCGAACUCGAAGACAUCGACGAAGCUGGCGAGGGUGAAGAGUCAAAAUUCUGUACUCUACCAAGGCCUGGCAAGGGUGGCGCGUCAUUCACGAUAUUAACUGCCAGAUUUUAUAAGGGUCCCGGUCUUAAAGGACUCGGUUUUAGUAUCGUUGGCGGCACCGACAGUCCGCGAGGGAACAUGGGAAUCUAUGUGAAAACCGUCUUUCCUAACGGCCAGGCCGCCGACCUUGGAACUGUCAAAGAAGGGGACGAAAUUUUGUCGAUAAAUUCAAAACCACUCGACGGUAUGACACAUGCCGAGGCAAUCGCCGAAUUCAAGGCGGUAAAAGCCGGAGACGUAGUUUUACACGUUGGGCGUCGCGUGAACAAAAAGAAAAGGGAUUCUCUGACUUUACCACCGGUGGGUCCUCCUGUGUCACGUCAACAAGUCAAAUGAACUAUUUCAUCUUUUGAUGCAACAUUUCGCGCAAAACCCUUACGUCUUCGUUCCGUAUUUAGACGUUGCUGAUACGUACUCGCGUAAACACCACUCUCUUCGCUCCACAUAAAAGGACGUAUAAAUAAUGAAUAUUUCACAUAUGUUGCUUUUCAACGCCGUACUACGAUAUCGUAUUAUUAUUGCUGGCAAUAAUAACACCAUGAAUUUUUAUCGUGUUUCAUAUGUGCAACAAAAAAUUUUCUUACGUUCGUGACUUGAAUACUCGCGUCGCGAGUCGUGACGCGACGCGAUGCGACGCGGCUGGGUUAGAAGAAAGAGGCGAAUGUCUUGUAGUCAAACAGCGAUGUACAAAAAUCGAAAUACUAUAUAUGUAAUCGAAUAAUGUUAUAUUCGAUAUUUAUCGAUAAUCUUUAUUAAUCAAUCAUUCCCUUAAAGUCCCCUUAAAGUUACCUGAAAUGGUUCGCUUAAGACUCUGGCUUUCGUAACUCUUUCUCAUGUUGCAUUUUCGAGAAUUUACUCGUACUUUUAACUGUCCCCGUCCUCGUCCUUGGUGGAGUAAUUCUACUUUUGUAAGCAAUCACGAUGAUUAAAAUUGAUCAAACGACGUACUCGUGGGUACAGAAGAAUCAACGUACUCCGCGAUUUAGUAACUAGCAUGCGAUGAUUUAUUUUUGUAAAACGAGAUUCGUUGUAAAAAGUACCGAUAUCACGUACGAUUCGCAGCAGAUGUUGCUCGAAUAUCGUAAUAUCGAACACACAUCGACGUAUCAACGAAUUUAUAGAAUGAUCGGUCGAUUCGAUAAACGAUCGACGCGACGCGACGCGACGCCUCCGAUGAAUCCGCAGUCCGAAUGGCCUGAUCUAACAUGACGCGCGUAACAGGAUUCUCAAAGUUUUCCAUGUUGUCGCAAUUAAAGAUCAAAUUAUUUUUUAACUAUGCAUAGAAUUAACGAUGUUUGCCCAAAGAUCGAGUCCAAAAAAUAUUUUUACUACAAGACGAAUGAAACGAACAUGAAAAAAGAAAACGCAUAUCUAUAGAACUGUAUACAGUAAAGACUGGAUAGAAAAUCGGGAGAAAGAGGUCCGAGGAAAAAUGCAGUCGGCAGAAAGCGUAUCAAUCGGUUAGGAUCAUAUUACACUGUCCGCUCGCCAAGCGUUGUCAUCGAGCGUCAAGAGGAGACCCCAUCCCUCCGCCCCUAGUGGGAAUAGUCAUCUGGCAUUUAUCCAGUCUUUACUGUAUAUAUUUUGACUGGAUCAGAAGAACACGUAUUUACUUUAAGGAGAAAAAAUGUUAUUAGUAUCUAGUCCACUUGUAAUAUUUCGUUUCGAGAAAAUAUUUUCAAUCUUGUGUACUUUUUAUUUUAUAAAUAUAUCCGUAUAUAGUAUCGAGAAGAAAACGAGAAGAAAAAUAUAUAAAAAUAAAUAUAUAUAUAUAUAUAUACGCUUAGAGAUAUACAUAUAUACACUUAUAAGAUAAUGCGCGCUCGCGAGCGUCUGCGCGUGUGUGUAUAUCUAUCUACAUAUACAUACAUAUACACACUUACACGCAACUAUAUCUUUCUUACAUCGACUUUUCAAGGUGGAAACAGUGUCAACGAAAGUAGUCAAUCGAUCGCUAAUUAAUUAGACUUACAAUUAAUAUAUCGCCUUUUUCCAACGACAUUAUACUUAUACUUAGACACAUUAACCGCCAUUAAUAUCAAUGUUGAACGUUGAUACGAACUGUCAGAUUUUUGUUCUUCAACAAGGAAAUCGAAAUAACGACGGAAUUGACGGCAUUGCCACGUCAAUUCUCAUUGUCUUCCAAGGAAUAAAGCGACGUUAAUUAAGUUAAAAUUAACCGUUUGAGUUUGACUGGAAAAGCGAUGGUAAGAAUGCCCAUAAAUAGUGCCAAACAGCGUGAUCUGUUUCCCCUACUUGGUGUCGUCGAACGUUAAUAUUCACCAUCGUUCCUCUAUUUCGCUAUUCGACGUUUCGCGUAUGGACCGAGUAAGUAGAUCUUCUAAAAAGAUUAUACAGUUUAGUUUACUCGCAAUUGAAAUCAUAACCAUUUUAUUAAAAAUUUAAUGUAUCGUCAUUGGACCGAUGACAGAUGAAAGGUGGAAGAUGGAAGAUGGAAGAUGGAAGAUGGAAGAUGGAAGAUGACAGAUCACGUUGCAGGUACUUAUUAUUAACACUCAAACGGUUAAUCUCGUCUAAAUGGACGCUUGUCGAUUUGUGCACCGAAAACUAGAAAAUAAGGCGGGAUAAACAAAGUGACCACACUCGUUGUUUUAGGGUUUAUUAAUUUCCCUCGUUACGACAAUGUUACAUAUAAGUACGGUUAGAAAAUGUGAUUUACAGUUUUACCACGAUUUAAGCGUGAAAGCAUUAUUUGGUUUUCUUACUUUAUUUAAAUGACGAAUAUACGAAUCUAGGCACAGAUUAGGAAGAGAUGUAUGGGAGAGGAAGCAACAGCUGCAGUGCCUCACCUUUCAAAGGUCCCAUUUUUUUCAAAUACUUUUGACAAAUAAAUUUAAACAAAUAAAUAUCUGAGGAAACGAAUAUUUUCGAUUUACUAAUGUUUUUUCAACGAUUUCAGUAAUUGCUCGCAACGUCCUCCCAUGAAAUGGGGAAUACUUUUCAAUGCCAAGAAAUUGAAAUUCUCCCUUGUGCUCCGUUUUCUUUACAAAGAGAACCUUGGACCAUUCUCCAGUUCCGGAAUCUAAAGAUUCUUAAUUCACAAUUUAGUGAGAGGAAAAACAGAAAAAACAACAAUGACGACGACGACGACGACGACGACGACAACAACAACAACAACAACAACAACAAUGAAUGAAAUACACAACGUUAAUAGCUCUAGCUAACACAUCGUGAGAGUGUA
This is a messenger RNA of Hylaeus volcanicus, 7529 nucleotides long. Its product is annotated as probable serine/threonine-protein kinase DDB_G0282963. Gene Ontology annotation, molecular function: protein binding. The transcript is spliced from 7 exons. Bases 1520 to 4663 code for a protein of 1047 amino acids. Lineage: Eukaryota; Metazoa; Arthropoda; Insecta; Hymenoptera; Colletidae. The record is from RefSeq and is a predicted model, not a curated record.